GCGGCUUGGCUCUCGUUUCCACGUCGCGGCAGCGCGGAGGCAGAGCGCGCGCGCAUUCGGGAGGGAGUCUGGUCGCGUGAGCCAUUGGGGUUCCCGCAUAACGGGAACAGACAACAAAACACGCAGGCGGACGGACCGGGAAAUAGGCAAGUGAUCUUCAAAAAAAACAAAAAAAACAACCAACCCCAGAAACACAAAUCCAGCGACGAAACAAGUUUUUUUAAACAUUUCCAAGUGUUCGUGAUUUAUUUAUUUAUUUAUUCGCUUUAUUUAUUUAUUUUUUUAUCGAUUGAUUGCGUUUUAAUUAGCGGAGUGUGACAGAGCGGCGGUGGGAGGGGCGAAGCGCCGGCGUGCACAUUAUGUUGCCUUAUUAUUGACGUUUAUAUAUAAAUAGAUUAGACUUAACACAAAAAAAUACCACUGAAUGUGGCGAAUUUCGACUAGAUCAGGCUGUGCGACUUUGAAUGUGGAAGCGAUUGUGUAGCAUGUAGCUGUUGGAGAAAAAGCAGAUCCAUAGCUAAAGACCAAAUAAAUAAACCAAAAGAAUAAAUGCACCAAAUAGCAGAAUAAACCCAAUAAGCACUGUUUUUAUUUGGCUAGUGUCAGGACGUGAGCGCUUUUCUCUUCACAGAAAUAAAUGCUGAGAUCUCCGUUUAUUCUGUUUUACAGCCAAAGUAAAGGCACGAGUGAAGGAGGGAAAGAAGCGAACCUGCGCGUAAUAUUCAGUCUCAGCUAAGGCAUUAAAAAUAGCCCGAUUAGGAAAAAUAGCCUGAUUAGCCUUAAAAGAAAUUAGUUUUGCAGUGAGAUUUGCAAGGCUUUAGGCUAGAAACCGCAGCUGGGCUUGAGCAGGUGUAGCACUGUAGCACACCAGUACAUGUUACAGCAUCAGUGAAGAUCAGUGUGAGUGGAUAGCCUAUAGUCUGUCCGCCUGUGUGUGGGUUUGUGUCUGAGCAGCUUCUCCUAUUAUCUAUAGGCUUAUUACCCAGGUCCAAAGUGAAUGUACACAGAAUAAACAUGAAAACGUGAUCGGUCAGCAUGCUACUGAGCGCCACGCCGAGUUACUACCACUGAUCAAACUUGGUGUACAAUGCCAAAGAGAUCCCGAACACAGCCAAAGCCGAACACGACCGAGCACGAGGUGAAGACCUGCACAUCCGCUCUCAGCUACGAAGAAGAGACCGGCGACUAGAAACAGACUGUGCUGUAAUAACGCCAAAGUAAAAAAAAUAAUAAUAACAAUAAUAAUAAUACCAGCACCUAAGGGAAGAAAAAAAAGUCCAGAACAAAAGGCUGAAGACGAAGGAGGAUCAUGUUUGUCCCCUUGCCGCUGCCGUUCGUCUUGCCGAGAACUGCCUCCGAGCUCCGUGCCUGGCGCCUCAAGUCUCCGCCGGCUGCGCGCGCGCUCUCCGAUAUCAGAAUGUCAAAGCCAAUAGAGGUCGAAGACUCUCCGAUGGAGAAUACAGGAGAUUCAGAGAGAAAUGGUUCAGACUCCAAUAAUCAGAUUCCGCCAAUGAAAAUCAGCCCCUUCUCACUCUCUCCAACACUAAGUGCCAACAACAAGGCCAAGGUGGAGGAGUGUGGAGAGAUGUCUCCAGCUUCAGUUCAGGCCACGCCCACUCAAACACCCCUCUCACACACACAGCUGAUGCUGACAGGAAGCCAGCUGGCAGGACUGACUGCUCUCUUGCCCGCUCAGCAGCAGUUGCUCCUCCAGCAAGCGCAGCUUCUGGCCGCAGCCGUGCAGCAGUCACAGGCAGCUCACGCAGCCAAUCAGCAGCAAACGCAGCAGCAGCAGCAGGCCAAUCAGCAGGCGGCUCUGCCCCAGCUGCAGGGCCAAUCAAAGAGUGCUCAGGAGCAAAGUGCUGCUCCUGUCCUGCCCCCUCCUCACCAGCUUACCCUAUCUCAACCAAUCCAGCUCACUGCCCAGGACAUCCAGCAAUUGUUGCAGCUGCAGCAGUUGGUCCUCGUCCCGGGGCAUCCUUUGCCCUCGCCUGCACAGUUCCUUCUGCCACAGGCACAGCAAGGGCAGCAAGGGCUGCUACCGACACCAAAUUUGAUUCCACUACCUCAGCAAAACCAGGGGGGUCUCCUCACUGCUCCUCCUACGCUCGGUCUUCAAGCACAGAGAGAAAAGGUCAUGGAGAGCAGUGUCAGUACGGUGACCCCUGUGACCUCUCAUGCCGAGGAGCCAAGUGACCUGGAAGAGCUCGAACAGUUUGCCCGCACCUUUAAACAGAGAAGAAUCAAACUUGGAUUCACACAGGGUGAUGUGGGACUGGCUAUGGGCAAGCUGUAUGGGAAUGACUUCAGUCAGACCACCAUCUCCCGCUUUGAGGCCCUCAAUCUCAGCUUUAAGAACAUGUGCAAACUCAAACCUCUCCUGGAGAAAUGGCUCACCGAUGCAGAGACCAUGUCGAUGGACAGUACCUUGCCAAGUCCCAGCUCUCUGUCCUCACCGUCUCUGGGCUUUGAGGGCCUGCCUGCCCGUCGCCGCAAGAAACGCACCAGCAUCGAGACCAAUGUGCGCGUGGCUUUAGAGCGCAGCUUCAGCACGAACCAGAAGCCUACCUCAGAGGAGAUUCUACUCAUCGCUGAGCAGCUCAAUAUGGAGAAGGAGGUGAUCCGCGUCUGGUUCUGCAACCGUCGACAGAAAGAGAAACGUAUUAACCCCUCCAGUGCCACCCCUCCCCUGCCCAGCCAACCCCAGCCUGCCACACACAAACCCCCCUGCUACAGCCCGCACAUGAUGCAAGGUCAGGGACCAUCCCAACCUGUUACCAGUCUCAGCACAGCAGCAACCACCAUGCCCUCGGUUUGUCCUUUGACCCCCACUGGUCCCUCCUCAAGCUCCACCCCUUCACCUGUGACUCCAUCUCCUCGCAGUGACGCCAGCCCUGUUCCUGCCACUCACGCAUUAAAUCUGAACACAGGUUCGUGGCGUAACAAGAACGGUGACGUGUCUAACUACAUCACCGAUUUUGCUGCAAAUCUGAGGAAUACGGUGAUUGGAGUUAACACAGGAAUGAACCAAGUCCUGCGUGGCAGCAACCCAAUCGCCACAAUUCAAGCUCUGGCAGCCAGUGGUGGUCAAACCACCAUUUCCAGUCUUGAAGGUGGCAGCAAGGUGCUGAUUGGUGGUUCUGGAGGACAAAGGUCAGGACUCCCUUCUUCUCUCUUCCUUAACCACCCUUCACUGUUGCCCAUGGCAGCGGGCACAGCUCUGGGAUUGGGCAACUCGAUCGUUUCCAAAUCCGGCAGGCCUUUAUUCCCGGAUGGCAUGAGUCCCUCCCCCUGCUCGAGCCCUGACUCUUCCUGCUCUUCCAGCGACUUGCUACACAGCCCACAUGAUCUGGGGAGCGGCCAAGAUUGAGUGACACUUCCAGGAAACCAAUCACAGGACCAGGAGGAGGAACUGAAACCUCCCAUCACAACCAAAGCAUCUCUGUCUCUCUUUCUUCCUUCGUCUUUUGUCUUUCAUUGUUUCUCUCUUGCUC
This is a messenger RNA of Pangasianodon hypophthalmus (striped catfish), 3494 nucleotides long. RefSeq names its product POU class 2 homeobox 2a (gene pou2f2b). Gene Ontology annotation, cellular component: nucleus. The record is from RefSeq and is a predicted model, not a curated record. NCBI's taxonomy places the organism in Eukaryota, Metazoa, Chordata, Actinopteri, Siluriformes, Pangasiidae. Gene Ontology annotation, biological process: regulation of transcription by RNA polymerase II. The transcript has 17 exons. Gene Ontology annotation, molecular function: DNA-binding transcription factor activity, RNA polymerase II-specific; RNA polymerase II cis-regulatory region sequence-specific DNA binding. The coding region runs from base 1310 to 3370 and encodes 686 amino acids.